ACAAGAAUAAAGGCUUUUAAUAGGUAUACAUGAACAAUCAUGAAAAUGUCUGUAAACACAUCCCAGUAAUUUGAAAAAGUGAUAAAUCAUCUUCAAGAAGAAUGUAUCCUUAUUAUGAAUCAGAUUGGAGCGUACUGCCUCCCGAGGCCAACAGAAGAUUUAAUCCUGCUUUUAACAUGGCCACAAUUAAACAAGUUGUUAAUGAGGCUAUUGAAAGAGUUCGAAUGCCUACUCCUAUGCGACUGAGGGACUUAAUCCGACAGAUUAGAGCUGCAAGAACUGCUGCUGAAGAACGUAGUGUUGUUAAUAAAGAAUGUGCCUACAUUAGAUCAACAUUUAGAGAAGAGGAUUCAGUAUGGAGGUGUCGAAACAUUGCAAAGCUCUUGUACAUCCACAUGCUAGGAUAUAAAGCACAUUUUGGUCAAUUAGAAUGUUUAAAAUUAAUAGCGAGCUCAAGAUUUACUGAUAAAAGGAUUGGUUAUUUGGGUGCGAUGUUACUGUUAGAUGAACGUCAGGAUGUGCAUUUAUUGAUAACAAAUUGCCUUAAAAAUGACUUGAAUUCGGCUACCCAAUUCGUUGUUGGAUUGGCGCUUUGUACAUUGGGAGCGAUCGCUUCCCCUGAAAUGGCUAGAGAUCUGGCGGGAGAAAUUGAGAGGUUAAUGAAAUCGCCUAACGCCUAUAUUCGCAAGAAAGCGGCUCUAUGUGCGUUCCGCAUUAUCAAAAGGGUACCUGAAUUGAUGGAGAUCUUUUUGCCAGCCACGAGAAGCCUUCUUUCUGAAAAAAAUCACGGUGUUUUAAUAACAGGAGUGACACUUAUUACAGAAAUGUGUGAAAAUAGUCCUGAUACUUUGAACCAUUUCAAAAAGAUCGUGCCAAAUCUUGUAAGGAUUUUAAAGAAUUUGAUAUUGGCAGGCUAUUCUCCAGAGCAUGAUGUUUCCGGUGUUAGUGAUCCAUUUUUACAAGUAAAAAUAUUGAAGCUGCUACGAGUAUUGGGAAUCAACGACGUCGAUGCCUCAGAAGCUAUGAACGAUAUCUUAGCACAAGUAGCUACCAAUACAGAAACCAGUAAGAAUGUUGGCAAUACCAUUUUAUAUGAAACUGUUUUAUCAAUAAUGGACAUCAAAUCCGAAGGAGGUCUGAGAGUAUUAGCCGUCAAUAUCCUUGGAAGAUUUUUGCUAAAUAACGAUAAAAAUAUACGAUACGUAGCUUUAAAUACACUACUGAGGACGGUUCAUGUAGAUACUUCUGCAGUUCAGCGACAUCGGUCGACAAUCUUAGAGUGCUUGAAAGAUCCCGACGUUUCGAUACGAAGAAGGGCGAUGGAAUUGUCGUUCGCUUUGGUCAAUUCUCAGAAUAUUCGGACGAUGAUGAAGGAGCUAUUAACAUUUUUGGAAAAGACAGAUCCCGAGUUUAAAGCCCAGUGUUCCAGUUCCAUAGUAUUAGCGGCAGAGAAAUAUUCACCGAAUAAAAGGUGGCAUUUGGACACUCUUUUGAAAGUUUUAGUAGCGGCUGGUAAUUACGUUCGAGACGACGUCAUCAGUUCGACCAUCCAAUUAAUUUCUGACAGCAAUAGUCAGCAGGCCUAUGUCAGUCUUCAGUUGUUUAAAGCGCUAUCAGAGGACCUUCAGAACAGACAGCCUUUGACUCAGGUAGCAGUUUGGGCGAUAGGCGAGUACGGUGAUUUACUGCUUCAAGGAACUCAAGAUGAUGAAAAUGGUGUAACGGUUCCAACAGAAGAAGAGGUCAUAGAGGUGUAUCAACGACUGUUGUGGUCUACUCAGAAUACUGUCAUGACUAAACAAUUUACCCUUAUGAGUUUGAUGAAAUUGAGCACUAGAUUUAAUUCUACUCACAAUAAAAUUCAGCAAAUCAUCAGCUCUUUCUGUUCGAGUUUGCACGUAGAACUACAACAAAGGGGCGUCGAGUAUUCUCAACUGUUCGGUAAAUAUUCACAUUUGAGACCGGCUUUGUUGGAAAGAAUGCCUCCGAUGGAGAUAACACGAACGCAAACAGAGAAUCAAACAAAUGGAGACGUUAGCGAUUCUGAACCAAGAUCUAAUGAAGAUAGUCCUCAACAUAAUGUAAAUAGUGAUUCUAAUGCCUUAUUGGACCUGUUAGGAGGAGACAGCGGAACAGAUCUAGAUAUAAUAAAGCCGAAUUCGCAGCCUAUCACCACGUCUCUUUCAAAUACCAACAACCAGGAUCUCUUAGACUUAUUAGGCCUCGGUCCCAUUUCGUCUACACCAACAACGGAUACAGGUGGCAACAAUAUGGGUCUGAUCAUGGAGAAUAAUAAUAGCAACGUAUUAAUUAGUAAUCAGAAUUCGAAUUUCUUAUCGGGAGAUCUGUUCGGUGAUAGUAAUACAAGUACAGAAGGGAACGUGCCUACAGUAACUGCCUAUCAAAAAGAUGGAUUAAAAAUAAUAUUUUCUCUAGAAAAAAUACCAGAUAGUAACACUUUAUCUAUAAAUGUCGCUACGACAAAUUAUACAGUAUCCACAAUGACUGACUAUAUAUUCCAAGUAGCUGUUCCUAGGUCAUUCCAGUUACAAAUGUUUUCACCAUCUGGUACAGUGUUGCCACCUAACGGCCAAGUAACACAAGAUUUUAGGGUAACUAAUCCAAGUAGGGCUGCGUUAAGAAUUAAAGUUCGUCUGUCUUACAUGAUCGACGGCAAUCCUGUCCAGGAUGAAACAGAAGUUAAUAGCUUUCCCGAAAACAUUUGGGAUUGACGGAUAAAAUAUGGCUGAAGCAAUCUAAGGGAAAUCCCAUCUUGUUGAAUAUUUAUAUUUAUAUUAAAGUUUUAAGUCUAUUUUUAUUAUAGACUUUCGUAUACAGAGUAAAUCAACUUGAAAAUCGAAAGGUGUUGGUGUUUUAAAAAUGUUUAUUACUAGCAAAUUCAAUUUUGCAGUUUACUAUAUAUUUACUAUUUAGCUUGGAGUAAUUCUGUAAGUGUUGACAUGCAUACUACAUUUGUUUUGGUUGUAAAUAAUAAAUUUUUGUAUUAUU
Messenger RNA from Diabrotica balteata, 3009 nucleotides. Lineage: Eukaryota; Metazoa; Arthropoda; Insecta; Coleoptera; Chrysomelidae. The record is from the annotation of a GenBank genome assembly.